UAUUUAAGACUGGAAGAGUCAGAGGGAGCGGAGGGCAAUAUGAGUGGGGGCACCAGCACCUGCUCAGGCCCUGGAGAGGCCUCAGACCUUAAGUUUCCUGUGGGCACCAGGCUCAGGGAACCUCUCACCGAAGCUCGGUUCCAGCAGAUUUUCGGGGUCGCAGCGCAGGAGCCGGAGCUACCAGCGGAGUCUCGUGUGCCACGGCUGUGCAGGCUGUGGAGGCGGCGGGUGCGCGCCUGCUCAGGGGCGGGGGCAUGGCGCCUGCUACUGGCCAGGCUGCCCCCGCUGCGCUGGCUGCCUCACUACCGCUGGCGGGCCUGGCUGCUUGGAGAUGCGGUAGCCGGCGUGACCGUGGGCGUCGUGCACGUGCCCCAGGGCAUGGCGUUUGCUCUCCUGACCUCUGUACCUCCGGUGUUCGGACUCUACACUUCUUUCUUUCCUGUCCUCCUCUACAGCUUGCUGGGCACUGGGAGACACCUUUCCACAGGCACUUUCGCGGUUCUCAGCCUCAUGACUGGCUCGGCCGUCGAGCGACUGGUGCCCGAACCCCUCACCGGGAACCUGAGCAGAAUCGAGAGGGAGCAGUUGGAUGCUCAGCGGGUCGGGGUGGCCGCGGCCAUGGCCUUCGGGAGCGGGGCGCUGAUGCUGGUGAUGUUCGCGCUGCAGCUCGGGGCCCUGUCCACCUUUUUGUCCGAGCCCGUGGUCAAGGCGUUGACCAGCGGGGCCGCGCUGCACGUGCUCGUGUCCCAGCUACCCAGCCUUUUGGGGCUGUCUCUCCCGCGCCAGAUGGGCUGCUUCUCUCUCUUCAAGGUGGGGACACUGGCUGCGGUGGUUACGGCGCUGCCCCGGGGCAGUCCGGCGGAACUGAUCAUCUCCGCGCUCAGUCUGGCGCUGCUCGUGCCGGUUAAGGAACUGAACGUCAGGUUCCGAGACAGACUACCCGCCCCGAUCCCAGGGGAAGUCGUCAUGGUGCUUCUGGCUUCUGUGCUCUGCUUUACCUCUUCCCUGGACACAAGAUACAAUGUCCAGAUAGUGGGACUGUUGCCUGGAGGAUUUCCCCAGCCACUUCUCCCCAACCUGGCUGAGCUGCCCAGGAUUCUGGUGGACUCAGUGCCCAUCGCACUGGUUACUUUUGCUGUGUCUGCCUCACUGGCCUCCAUCUACGCAGACAAGUAUAACUACAGUAUUGACCCCAACCAGGAGCUCUUGGCCCAUGGUGUAUCCAACGUCAUUUCCUCCCUCUUCUCUUGCUUCCCUAACUCCGCCACACUGGCCACGACCAGCCUACUAGUGGAUGCUGGUGGGAAUACUCAGUUGGCCGGCCUCUUCUCCUGCAUAGUGGUCCUGUCAGUGCUGUUGUGGCUGGGACCCUUCUUCUACUAUCUGCCCAAGGCUGUCCUGGCUUGCAUCAACAUCUCCAGCAUGCGGCAGAUGUUCUUCCAGAUGCAGGAACUUCCACAGCUGUGGCACAUCAGCCGAGUGGACUUUGCUGUGUGGAUGGUCACAUGGGUGGCUGUUGUGACCCUGAAUGUGGACCUGGGCCUGGCCGUAGGCGUGGUCUUCUCCAUGAUGAUGGUAGUCUGCCGCACCCAGAGGGUGAAGUGCCUGGCACUUGGACUGGCUGAAGGGACUGAGCUGUACAGGCCACUCAGAGACGGCCACAAGCUCCUCCAGGUCCCAGGUCUCUGCAUCCUGAGCUACCCAACACCGCUCUACUUUGGGACGCGUGGUCAGUUCCGACACAUCUUGGAGUGGCAUCUGGGGCUUAGGGGAGGCAAGCAGUCUCCAAAGCCAGAUGGCCUACCUAACACAGUUGGUGAGCCUGUCAGAGUGGUGAUCCUAGACUUCAGUGGUGUCACCUUUGCAGAUGCUGCUGGGGCCAGGGAAGUAGCACAGCUAGCCAGCCGAUGCCAAGAUGCUGGGAUCUACCUUCUCCUAGCUCAAUGUAAUGCCUCAGUACUGGAGACACUGACCCGGGCAGGACUCCUGGACAGAGUGACUCCAGAUCAGUUGUUUGUGAGUGUCCAGGAUGCAGCUGCACAUGCUCUGGCAAAACUGGAGUGUACUGGCCCAAAGAUCUGCACAGUGUGGGUCUGACCAGAUCACCACGGGAUGUGGAGGGUUCCAGCAAUGUGUGUGAAAAGGACCAUGGUCCCUGAGCCUGCUUAGUGUAACUAAUAAAACAAAGCUGAGAGCCUCUGGGGUCCAUGAAGUGGGUCUGGGUGUCUGCAUGUGGACCCCAGUGCCCCUCCCUCUGUGCACAGCAUGAGAGACACAAAUAAAAAUGGCUUUUACCAUGUGUUCA
Molecule: messenger RNA, 2305 nt
Organism: Cavia porcellus (domestic guinea pig)
Lineage: Eukaryota; Metazoa; Chordata; Mammalia; Rodentia; Caviidae
Gene: Slc26a10p
Product: Solute carrier family 26 member 10
Exons: 18
Coding region: 40-2097 (685 amino acids)
Biological process (GO): transmembrane transport
Cellular component (GO): plasma membrane
Molecular function (GO): bicarbonate transmembrane transporter activity; chloride transmembrane transporter activity; sulfate transmembrane transporter activity
Source: RefSeq, a predicted model, not a curated record